UUGCGAUCAGUCCGCUUCAUUCCGUUUUGUUGUCGUAUGAGUAACGUUCCGCCACUGAGUUGUGUUUUUAGCAGAUUUUUAGUGUAACUCCCUUAAUUACGCAAGCGGGCUCGUGGAUCGAAGCGCGAGAAUGUUGCGGAAUACGUGGAUCUCCUACCUCGCAGGACUCCUACACGACGAGUAAGGAAACUGGCGGAGGCAGCACACCACGUCGUGCGAUCACGCUCGAGAUUGAGAUAACAUCUCUCGCAGUUAAAUGGUGAUUAUCGAUGCCAUGGAGAGAAGGAUAAAGCUGAAAACUCUGAACAGUCACAUAACAUGCAAGAUAUGCCGCGGAUAUUUGAUUGAUGCUACCACGGUCACCGAAUGUUUACACACAUUCUGCAAGAGCUGUCUGGUGAAACACCUCGAGGAGAAGCACACCUGUCCGACAUGCCAAAUUGUCAUACAUCAGUCACAUCCGCUACAGUACAUCAGCUUCGACAGAACUAUGCAGGAUAUUGUUUACAAAUUGGUUCCUGAUCUCCAAGAAAAUGAAAUCAAAAGGGAAAGAGACUUUUACAGAGCCAGAGGUCUGCCUUGUCCUAAAGACGUUUUACCUAACGCUGGCGAAAUCGAGGAAGAAAAAGCCAACGCAGAUGCACAUGCGGAAUCAGAUUAUCAUCGUGCCGACGAACAGGUUAACGUAUGUUUGGAGUGCACAAAUUCAAGCUUGAAGACUUUAAAAAGAAGAUUUAUCAGGUGUUCGGCUCAAGCUACGAUAACGCAUAUGAAAAAAUUUAUUGCGAAGAAAGUUUUAAAUGGCAUGGAGAAAUAUAGAGAUAUCGAUAUUUUGUGCAAUAACGAAUUGUUAGGUAAAGAUCACACACUAAAGUUUGUCUAUGUGACGAGAUGGAGGUUCCGGGACCCACCCUUGAGGUUACAAUACAGAUCACAUAUAGAUAUGCAAGAUUAAUCUUUCUUCACAUUCGAGAUGUACAAAAAUCACGAGAAAUCUACUCCUUUAUUUGUACGUUUUUCUAGUUACAUUCUUGUCUUACAUGUUGUGUAGUACUUACUUCUACAUUUAUAUUCGCAAGGCAUUUGUGUGAAAUUUUAGAAAAGGAUACUGAUUCUGCAAAGUGGUACGCCGACUUUGAGAUGUGUUAUUUGAUAUUAAUAAUAGCAGAAUCCCAUUAUUAUUGUGUAUUAGUAAUAGCGGGAUCCUACUGUUAAAUCAAAGAUUCAUUCUUGUCAUGUAUUAUAUUGAAUUUUAAGAUAUUAUCUUUAUAGUUACAGAGAUCGAUUUGUAAAUUAAGAUUUUCUCGUUAAUACAUUAUGUCUGAUUAAGUGUGAUUUGUACAGAGAAGCAUCGUGACGUCUCAAAAAGAUUGAAUGUAUUUCUCCAAUUCGCGUUACAUACCAUACAUAGGGUUGGGAAAUAACUUGAUGGUAACGUCAUUACCAUUACUUUUUUGAUAACUAUUAUUACUUGCAACAGUAAUGGUAAUGUUAUAUUUUACAGUAACAAAUUUUAUCGUAAUUUUACCUUUACUUUUUAAGCAUUAUUUUAUAAAUAUAAAAUUUAUGCUUAUGGAUUAUGUUUCGAUUAGCCAAAACCAAUAUAGGUAUCAUUGAACUGGUCAAACAUUUUGGACAAUUGGAUGCCAUUUUAAAGAAAAGUCAUUAAAAUUUAAAAAACCUAAUGAACCACUUUCUAACUAAUGGUAACAGUUGCUUUUUAAAAUCAAUAACGAGUAACAAUAAUGAGUUACUUUUUACAAAAAAUCACAGUAACGUGUUACUUUUAUAAAGUAAUAUUUCUACACAAAUUCUGGUAAUAUAAUAUAUUUCUUCAUAAAUAUUCGAUCACUUGUACAGAUUCUGUGCCUGUGCAUUAAGUUUUGGCUGAACUUUCCUCCUAAUAUGCAGAAUCACGAACGAGUGAGACUUUUUACAUUUUGCGAUAGCGAAACAAAGCCAUGAGUCCUCAUUUUGUGAAAUCGCGCACAUUCUUUUUAUAAACGCAUACCCAUCUUUGUACAUAGAAUAUUUUUGACAGAACGUGAACAACGUUGCAUAUAUAGAGACGCACAAGCUUUGUAUUAGACAAAUAAAAGAAAUCAGGUCCGGAUAAUCGGGCCUUUUUAACUUUGUAUGUUUUAUGCGCCGUACAAUAUUCUAAUUGCGUCUCAAGUUUCUCUCGACAUCGGCUAGCAAUUGCGAGAAAGAGAGACAGAACGAAAGUACCUAUUCGGUGGUGAAAUAUUUUCACGAGAUUUGCCAUCGAACGGUGCCGUGUCAAGCGAAACAUAUGGCGCUCGUCGCUUGUAGUGAACGAUCUCGUUUCAUCCGACGAUCGCUGACGAAAGAUGUGAUUGUAUAUAAAUAUUAGGAAAUUGAAACGCGACUUUUUUUCGCGAUGCAAUGUAGCGAUACUGCAAAGAACGCUAGAGCUUGUACGUUGUACGCUAUGUAUGCGCAUCUCCAUAAAUUAUUAAAUAAAUAUGUUUUGUACAGUAAUGUUGUCGGUACGACCGCUGCUUAUAA
Monomorium pharaonis (pharaoh ant) is the source of this 2529-nucleotide messenger RNA. It is a transcript of the gene l(3)73Ah, whose product is annotated as polycomb group RING finger protein 3-like. NCBI's taxonomy places the organism in Eukaryota, Metazoa, Arthropoda, Insecta, Hymenoptera, Formicidae. Gene Ontology annotation, cellular component: PRC1 complex. The record is from RefSeq and is a predicted model, not a curated record. Gene Ontology annotation, biological process: regulation of transcription by RNA polymerase II. The coding region runs from base 257 to 955 and encodes 232 amino acids. The transcript has 5 exons.